AUGGAGCUCAUGAUCCAAAUGCUGUGGGCUUCCAUUCUCAAGGCAGAUCGGGACAACAUUGGCAUUGACGACAAUUUCUUCCACUGCGGUGGAGACUCACUCACGGCUAUGAAGCUAGCGUCGAUGGCUUCAAAGUUCAACAUCUUACUUUCCGUUUCUGAUGUCUUUGGAAACCCCAAGUUGGCUGACAUGGCGCGCCGCGCUGAACAGUGCGCGCUGGAUGCUGCCGAUGGCCAAGCAGAGGAUUCGAUCACAACGCCCCUCGGUCUCUUGAAGGAUAUUCACGAAGCUUCAAACACAUCCAAGCUUGUCCCUUCUAUCCCCGCUUUAUCCCCAGAGCGCCAAGCCGAGUUCUCCGAUCUGUGGUGCAGGCUUCAAGAUGUCCUGCCCGCCGACAUGCUUCCAAGCCUCACCAUCCCAGACAGCAAAAUCCCUACUGGGGCAUCAAAUAAUCUCCCCACCCCUAGGGGCCUUACUCGUCCUUUGCUUCCCGUCGUGAAAAAGCCUUCUCCUAAAAGCGAUAUGGAACUCAUGACUCAAGUCUUGUGGGCCACAGUCCUCAAGGUGGACCGGGACAACAUUGGCGUCGAAGAUAACUUUUUCCAAUCUGGCGGGGACUCACUGGUCGCCAUGAGGCUUGCCUCCAUGGCCACAAAAUUCCGCGUCUCCCUUUCGGUGUCUGAUAUCUUCGAAUACCCCAAGCUCGCCGAUAUGGCGCUACGCGCCAAGUGGCGUGGGUUAGACCAUGCCGAGGACGCGCCGCGCACACUUCCCGAGAGUGCCUCCAACGAUAUCCAAGACCCCGCAAUCUUGAAGCCUUUGGACGAUAUGGAAUCUGAAGAGCUACGCCGAGCGGCUGCAGAGUGCGGCGUCUCUAGUGCGGAUAUCGAGGAUGUCUACCCUUGCACGCCACUUCAGGAAGGACUCAUGACUCUCACUGCUCUUCAGCCGCUCGCGUAUGUUGGCCGAUGGGCAUACAAACUUCCCCAGUCCAUCGAUCUCGACCGUUUCAGGGACGCAUGGCAGCAGGUGGUUAAGAUCGCACCAAUCCUUCGAACAAGGAUUAUCCUUGGCAACCUCGCCGGGGCUGUACAGGUGGUUAUUCGAGAACCGCGAACGUGGCUGUCUGGCUCAGAUCUCAACCAGUACCUGGAAAACGACCGCGCAACGCACAUGGGCUACGGAUCAUCUCUUUCGCGACUUGCAAUCAUACAAACCGCAGAUAGCGAGCGGUACUUUGUGUUGACAAUCCACCAUAGCACCUACGAUGGAUUUAGCUUGACGAAGAUAUUCCAGUUAGUCGAGCAGGCUUAUAACUCGGAGCCUAUUCCCGCCCUGCCGCAAUUCACCCGCUUCGUCCAGUAUUUACAGGGCGUUGAUCCCGAGGCCACUGCUACUUUCUGGAGGGAUCAUCUAAAUGGGGACCUCGGUCAGCCUUUCCCCGCUCUCCCGGCGUCUUCGUACAAACCGGAAGCAACCCGGACCUUGUUCCACAAGUUUACUCUGGAGCGGGUAAGCGGAGCAUUCACCGUACCAAUCCUUCUCCGCGCAGCAUGGUCUCUCGUUCUCUCGGCAUAUUGCGGAAACGACGUCAUGUUCGCAAUGCCCCAAUCUGGGCGUGCCGCCCCGGUAGAGGGUAUUUUGGAUAUCGCGGCGCCAACCAUUUGCACCGUGCCCGUACGAGUGCACGUCGACAAGGACCAGAGUAUCCUCGACUUUUUGAACGAAGUUAACGGCCAAGCCACCAAAAUGAUGAAGUUCGAGCAUACUGGGCUUCAGUAUAUACGCCGUCUUGUGGACAACAGCAUCGUCAUGAACCACUUAUUUGCAAUCCAAUCAGGCUCUGAGCGCGACGCGUUGUCAAGGCGCCCGCUGGGGCUUGUCGAUAUGGACAUCGCCAUGCCCAACUUUGAAAACUAUGCACUCGUCGUCGAAUGCAUUUUAACCCGCGAUGCCACUCCAGGGAUGUGGUCUGUGGAGAUUGGGGCCAAGUUUGAUGAAAACAUUCUCUCCACCUCGCACGUUGAACGCAUCGCCGAGCGCCUCGGUUACGUGCUUGCACAACUGGACUCGGCCCUGGGGAGCACGGGCGGCGGUCAGGGCAAAGCGAUAGGAGACAUGGAACUUCUAUCUCGAAGUGAAAUCGCCCUGCUACAGAGCUGGCAUCCUUCUGUAGCUCCACCUCCCACCAAACAAGUCCAUGAGCUCAUCGAACAACGUGCCGCCGAUAGGCCGACGCACCAGCCGUCGAGUCAUGGGACGGAACCUUGA
Parascedosporium putredinis is the source of this 2271-nucleotide messenger RNA. Lineage: Eukaryota; Fungi; Ascomycota; Sordariomycetes; Microascales; Microascaceae. The record is from the annotation of a GenBank genome assembly.